CCGUUAAUGUUAAAUGGAUUUCUAGUUAAUGAAUUAAAUAAAUACCAGUUUAAUAGUGUGUAUGAAUUGAAUUUUGUUAAAUAAAAGAACUUUUAUGUGCUUUUUUAAAAAUUUCUAACCUAGCCUUAUUUGUCUAACGACCAAAGUGAUUGAACCUUGCAAAAGAUGCCGAGUGUUAGUAACAGUGGUGACGCGCCUAGACAACUAGAAAACUGUAAAAUGCAGCUGGAGUGCUUGGAAUUAGCGGGAUGUACUCUAGACCGGUACAUUACUUGUGAUAAUUCCCGCCCUUCGUUUCUAGAGAUAACAGGCAUAGCAGUACAAGGGAUUCCAACAUGUAGUGGUCUAAAUGCUGGAGACUACAGAAAUCUGGCUGCUCUGCUAAACCAUUCAUCUUUGUCGCAGUUAAAAAUAUUAAAUAGAGUUCCACUGCCACCAGAAAUAAUGGAACAUUUUGCUCAUAUGCAGUGCCACUGUUUGAUGGGGGUAUUUCCAGAAAUUAGCAGAGUUUGGUUAGCUAUUGAUAGUAAUAUUUAUGUAUGGGCAUUUGAACAUGGAAGUGAUGUAGCAUACUUUGAUGGCCUAGGAGAGACUAUUGUGAGUGUUGGCUUGGUUAAACCAAAGCCAGGAGUUUUUCAAAGUUUUGUGAAGUACCUACUGGUCUUGACGACUACAGUCGAAAUUGUAGUAUUGGGUGUUACUUUUUCAAGCGGCAAACAGAGUGGUUCCACUGAAUUUGAAGAAAUACACUUGGUGCCUGAACCAGUAUUUGUUUUGCCUACUGAUGGUGUUUCAAUGCUGUGUGUUAAAUCAACAUCCAAGGGCAGAAUAUUUAUGGGUGGAAAAGAUGGAUGUCUUUAUGAAAUAACUUACCAGGCUCAAUUAGGAUGGUUUGGUAAACAUUGUAAGAAAAUCAACCAUUCCACAAGUGCACUCUCUUUCUUGGUGCCUUCAUUUCUUAAUGCAGCCUUGUAUGAUGAGGACCCCAUUGUUAAGAUUGAAGUAGACAACUCUCGGAAUAUAUUAUACACACUUAGUGAAAAAGGAUGCAUUGAAGUGUUUGAUUUAGGCAUGGAUGGUGAAGGAUUAACUAAAGUCACUAGAUUAGGUCAAAAUAGAAUUGUAUCUUCUGCCCUAGAAAUUGUUAAAACUGUAGAAACAAAUAAUUUCAAACCUGUAAUAGCUAUAUCAGCUGUAGAGGAGUCUGAAUCAGAGCAUUUAAAUGUUGUUGCUAUUACACAGACUGGAGCGAGAUUAUACUUUAGUACAGGCUGUAGAGAUCCCAAUCAAGGAGGCCCAGCUAGACCGCAAGAUCUCAUUUUACUUCAUGUUAGGCUGCCGCCAGGAUUUACACCUAAUGCUUCAGUACUGAAACCAAAACAAGUACACAAUGCUGUUUACGAUAAUGGUACACUAGUAAUGGUGUGUUCCACGGGCGGUGGGGACGCAGAGACGCUGUGGUGUAUGUCGCGAGCGCUCGGGGGCGCUGCCUUCAGUGAAGCGCAUUCAUUGUUACCUCUAGAUGGGCCAGUGUGGGCCUUGACCGCCUUACCAACAAUACACGACUCACAUUUGUCGCCCGCUCUUUUGGCCAGAAAAGAUCCGUGGUCGGGCUCCCGGUGGGCAGUGGUAAGCGCCUGGGGAGCCGCACUCAUUAGCGCCGGCGCUCCUCCAGACCUACUUCGGUCUUUGCUGCGAGAUUAUCGUGGACCAGAUGCGCAGCCAGUGAAGGAUUUGUUUCAGUUACAAGGUUACGACCAAGCGUGCGCCUGCGCAUUAUACCUAGCCUGCGAGGAGGCGACAAGCGGCGACCUGUCUAUCAGCGAGUGGGCGUCUAGAGCCUUCUUCAUAUAUGGUUCUCAGCCAGUGCCAGCACCUCUACAGCCUCACCAGAUCUCUCACGCGCCUUCAAGCAUAGGAUCUCCAAAAUUCUCUCCACGUCAAGUAUCUACUCCAAUGUCAAUACGCCCUCAAGAUCAAAUGAGACAAAUGCAAAUGAACCAAUCUUACCAACAGAUGCAAAUGAAUCAGUCAAUAGGCAAUCAAUCCAUAGCACCUCAAUCACCAUACCAGCAAAACAUGAAUAGAACUCCAUUUAACCAAUCGUCAUUCGUUGGUAACGUCACUCAACCACCUAGAGAUAAUUUCCAAUUACAAGUUGAAUAUAGUUCGAAACACAAUGGCCUAUAUAUCUAUGUGGGAAGGAUACUUUCACCUAUCUGGAAUCUGAAAUGUGUGACUAAGUCACUAACACCAGAUAAAAAAGAGCUUAUGUCUAGCAAAGUCACAGGAGAAGAUUGUGCCUUUAUUGUAAAGAAAUUACAACGUGUGGCGUCAUUCAUACAACGUGUCGUUGCUCCACCCCACUCUGAUGAACAAGCUUCUAUUCACGCACUAAAAAUAUUUAUUACAAUGGCCAUAGAAAUGCUCAACUUAUGGAAAGUCCUAUGCGAGCACCAAUUCCACGUAAUAGCGGCCAGUCUGCCGCCAGAACAACAGAGCCCCUUGCAAGCUGCUAGUUUUCGGGAAUUACUGGUUGGUGGACAAGAAGUGGCGUGUUUGUUAUUGGGAUCUCUAGUUGCAGGAUACCUGCGUGACAAUGCUUCGGUUGACGGUAUUUCGCAGAAAUUGAGACAAUUGUGUCCGACGCUUUAUAGACAAGAGGACGCCACGUGCUCUAAAGCAAAUGAACUAUUAAUGUUUGCUAAACAACAAAAGAAUUCCGCGGAACGAGAAGAAAUGCUUCAGCAGGCUUUGAAACUUUGUAAAGACGUAGCUCCCAAUGUGAAUCUACCUCUAGUAUGUUCCAAGUUACUCUCAGCUGGGUUUUAUUCUGGUAUUGUGGAACUAUGCGUCACCUGCGCGUCCAGAAUAGAUCCACAAGAUAGAGCACUUUAUUAUUACAAGAGUGACCAGCCGUCACAGGACCGAGAUGGUCAUUUACUUUAUUAUAAAAGAAUGGAAAUAUAUCGCGAAGUGUGUACUGCGUUAGAGCGUUUGUACGAACGCAGUGCUGAAGGCAGCUCCGAAUCGUCGCCACCGCGUGUGCGCACGCAAACUACAGACGCUUUGCUAACUUUAUCACCAGCUGAUGCUAAUUAUCAGGGUCGAAAACUAGUCUCGGAAUGUUUGUCGAGAGAAGAUGAACUAUUACAUGUUGCAACCUACGAAUGGCUUAUAUCAAAGAAUUUAGGAUCAGAAUUAGUGUCGGUGAGCGGUGUGGCGCCCGCAUCGCUGCGCACGUACCUGUCGGCGGCGGCGCGGCAGGCGUCCGGCCGCACCGCGCUGCUGCUGCUCGACCUCUUGUGGAAGGUUCUCGAACGCGCCGGAGAUCACCUGGCCGCCGCUGAGGUGCUGGAAGGCCUUGCUACGAGACCAGGCACGGGCGCAACGCUAGCGCAACGCAUGUCGUGGCUGUCAGCGGGCGUGGUGUGCGUGCGCGGCGCGGGCGGGGCGGGCGGCGCGGGCGAGCUGGUGCGCCGGCUGGAGGAGGCGGCGGAGGUGGCGCGCGUGCAGGCGGCCGUGCGCGCGGCGGCCGCGGCCGCGGCGCCCCCGCCGCCGCCGGCGCUCCUGCAGCGCCUGGAUGAUGAACUUAUGGAUAUCACCCAGUUGUAUGAAGAGUAUGCAGACCGAUUCAAUCUAUGGGAAUGCAAGCUCGCUAUUGUGCAAUGUUCAGGACACAAUGACGCUCUGUUAGUGGAGAACAUUUGGAGUAAUAUUCUCGCUGAAGCGGAAUCAGCCGCUCGCUCUUUGCAUUCCCCUGAUGAAAAGCUUGCCUCAGUUCUUAGCAAAUUAACCACAUUAGGAAGAGAAUAUGUAAAUUCAGGACACUGUUUUCCGUUGUAUUUUAUUGUUCGUCAAUUAGAAAUAUUGAAUUGCAAAAUUCAAGCUGAAAAGAGUAUGGUUUUUAAGGCAAUUUUGAAUAUUGGCGUAUCUUUGGAACAAGUUUUAGACAUCUACGUAAAGCUGGUGAGCGUGAACGAGCGCGUGUGGCUGGGCUGCGGCGACGAGUGCCACGUGUGCGGCGUGGCGGUGCUGCUGCUGCAGGCGGCACGCGCCGACGUGCCGCAGCUGGCGCCCGCGCCGCGCCGCAAGGCGCUCGCCCGCUGCAAGGACCUGCACGAGGCGGCGCUGUCCGCGCUGCAGAGUCGACCCAACACACAAAUACUGAUUGACAAACUUACUGUGGCGCAGGCGUAUCUAGACAGAAUGGACUAAUGUAGCAUUAAUUUUAAUGAUUUUUAUUUAUGUAAGUUUUUUUUUUGUUAAAAAAAAACUGCGAUCAUUGGUAAAAUUAAAAUAUAAUUAUAUUAGAAAUCCGUAUAAUCUUCCUUAAAAAUUACACUUUUAUAACUUUUUAAAUAAUAAGUAUACAAUUAUGUUUCAGUUUAUUAUUUAUCGGCAGUGACUGUAAAACUAAAAUUUACUUUAAAAUAACUUAUCAAUUAACGUCACAAUGCAAUGUAUACAUUUGAUGAUAAUAUAUUUCUUAUAUAUCCUGUCAAAGCUGAAAAAUGCAUGUUUGCAUGUAAGAAGUUAAUAGUGAAUGUAAUUCGGAAAGAACACUGAUUUCUAUUUUUGUAAAUAAUUGAAAUUUAAAUAUU
This is a messenger RNA of Zerene cesonia (dogface butterfly), 4604 nucleotides long. RefSeq names its product nuclear pore complex protein Nup154 (gene Nup154). Gene Ontology annotation, molecular function: structural constituent of nuclear pore. Gene Ontology annotation, biological process: protein localization to nuclear inner membrane; transcription-dependent tethering of RNA polymerase II gene DNA at nuclear periphery; protein import into nucleus. The transcript has 25 exons. The coding region runs from base 166 to 4218 and encodes 1350 amino acids. The record is from RefSeq and is a predicted model, not a curated record. Gene Ontology annotation, cellular component: nuclear pore inner ring; nuclear pore. Lineage: Eukaryota; Metazoa; Arthropoda; Insecta; Lepidoptera; Pieridae.